Molecule: messenger RNA, 1185 nt
Organism: Ophidiomyces ophidiicola
Lineage: Eukaryota; Fungi; Ascomycota; Eurotiomycetes; Onygenales; Onygenaceae
Gene: PTP1
Product: tyrosine protein phosphatase 1
Exons: 3
Coding region: 1-1185 (394 amino acids)
Biological process (GO): protein dephosphorylation
Molecular function (GO): protein tyrosine phosphatase activity
Source: RefSeq, a predicted model, not a curated record
AUGACGGAAAUGCAUUUCCCACAGACCCUCGGCAAGCGGGAACGCUCGUCGGACAGUAGGUCGUCCGUCAAAGGAGGGUCGGUUACUGCGUUGGAUGUCAGCAGCCGAGAGAGUAGUACUGAGCGGGGCGGUGCACCCAGCAUUCCCGCUUUCCUAAGCCAAUCUCCAUCAGAGCUAAGAGACAAGUUUGAGGACCUCCAGUGGGCGCAAAGAGCCCGCAUGACUUCUGCAGUUAUGUCAGGGAACCCAUCCCAUCCGUUUGCGUUAGAGUCUGGCCCUGUGAUCACUGAAAGAAGUCGAUAUGCCAACGUCCAAGCUUGGGCCAAUUCUCGAAUCCAUUUGAAGGUUCCCCCGGGCGAUUGUGACUUCAUCAAUGCUUCUCCUAUCAUUUUAAAAGAUAGCAAGACCGAAGAAGCUUUCCGUUACAUUGCCACUCAGGGCCCAAAAGAAAAUCACCUUGCCCAUUUUUGGAAUAUGGUUUUCCACGAGACAGGAGAGGUUGCGAUUAUUGUAAUGCUGACCCAGACUCUUGAAGCAGGUAAAGAGAAAUGCGCACAAUAUUUCCCUUUGGACUUGGAAGUUUCUACGUUUACGUUCUCCCAUACCGAGUCCGACCCGUUUAUCGAUUGUAAAGAGGGCGAGUCAGACUGUGAGAAUGUUACUGGAUCCAUUACUCUUUUGACAUAUUCUUAUGACGAGAUAUGCUGCUCCGAAAUUCGACAGCUGAAAUUAGACGUUGGGUCGAAAUCGAAGAUCGUGUGGCAUUAUCUAUUUGCGGGCUGGUCGGACUAUUCCAAGCCAGAGGGCCAAUACCGUGACGCACUCAUCCAGCUAACCAAAAUUACGGCUGAGCAAGCAGUAUCCGCUGACAACCCAAGAGUUGUUCAUUGCAGCGCUGGGGUUGGUAGAACAGGCACUUUUAUUGCCUUGGAUCACCUUUUACGACAGCUACACAACGGUUCUUUGCUCGAUGUAGCCGAUGAUGCUGACAUGAUUUUCCGCACUGUGGAUGACCUUCGAGAACAGCGAAUGAUGAUGGUUUUUAAUGAGAUUCAAUAUCAAUUUCUAUACGACGUUCUACGAGAGCAAGCCCAGACGCUUCGAGCAGAGAAAGUCUCUACUGAGGCCCCCACUGUCAGUGAAAAUAAAACAGAGACGGUGCCUGAAGCAGAAUGUUCCAGUUGA